AUGAGUUUUAUUCUAAAACACGAACAACACAAAUUCGAAGGAGAUGGUUUCUUUUCAGCUCUAUCAUCUCGCAUCCCAAAAGUAGUCAACUUUGUCUCAAACAAUAAAUCCCUUAUUUCCUCAAAAGCCCAAGCUCUUGGAUCUGUUGCAAAAGCAGCAGUAAAUUUAAGCGAUGCAGUGAAAAGAUAUAACGAGUUGAAAGAAUUACAACAUAUAAGAGAAACGCGAAAUAAAAGACUAGAAAAUAAAAAAGGCAAUGGUUUUAAAAUUAUAGGACAAAAAUCUCAACUGAUUAAUGGGAGACACAAGUUUAAUAGAUGCCAACAUUGCUUAUCACGAAGAAUAUUUAAACCAUUACAGACAAUUGAAGGAUAUAUUGUUAAGAGGCCAAGAAUUUUCAUAUAGAAAGAUUUGAAGAGCUUAGUAAAAAGCCUAAAAAUCUAACAUUUAGUGAAAAUCUUACUCACAAUGAGGGUUUGUUUAAAAAAACUUAAAGCCCAUCUACAUGAUAUAGAAAUUCCCAUAACAAUAGAACCAUAUGACCAUAGAAAAACUGGGGAUGAAGCUGUCAAAAAUAUUGUGAUCAACUGCGAUCGAUUUUUAAAACAAGCCGCCUCCCGCUCCAUUAAAGAAUAUGUUACUUUUGGAUUAUGGUUACAGAAAUUAUAUAUCUUCGAAUCAAUUAUGAAAAAUGAGUUAACAAUAUCAGUAAGUUGGAGUAGAAAAUUACGUAAACUUGCCAAACUCUGUGACAAAUAUCCGAGGUUUCAAAAUUUAACAAUUUCAAUUUCAAAAUUAUUGACGCAGAUUUUAAAAAUAGAACGUGAAUUAGAAAGAACAAGUGAUGAAGAUCAAGCGUUUUGGAAAAAGGAUAUGAUUCAUGUGAUGUAUAUCUACCGAUUCUCUAGGAGCGGUCAUGACCUUGAACUAUGUAUACUGAUUGUGUAAGAGGGGAACUAUGUUUACCGAUUCUCUAGGAGCGGUCGUGAGGUGAACAUUACCAAUCCUAGUAGAAGUGUAUAUCAAUAUACAUGUAAUUGUUUAUGUUUUAAAUUUUCUGUAAUAAAAAUGUGUAAUUAAUUUUGUAAACAAUGUAUUUAUUAAAACCUAAAACUU
Lottia gigantea (owl limpet) is the source of this 1116-nucleotide messenger RNA. RefSeq lists its product as hypothetical. The transcript is spliced from 2 exons. NCBI's taxonomy places the organism in Eukaryota, Metazoa, Mollusca, Gastropoda, Lottiidae. The record is from RefSeq and is a predicted model, not a curated record. The coding region runs from base 469 to 948 and encodes 159 amino acids.